GCUUAGUAUAGACAUGGAUCUGUUGUCGGCGCAUGUGAAGUAGACCUCAAAUACACUCCAGAAGCUCCGUUUCGCACAAUUUUGACUGCAACAUUGAUAUCUGUGACAUAAUUUCGUUUUAUUUUCUUUGGCGACAUUGUACAUUUUGUUGAAAUUAGUUUAAAUAAAAUGACUGAGCAAUCGGCCCUGCUUUUGCGAAAACAGCUAGCAGAGCUCAACAAAAACCCAGUGGAAGGUUUUUCUGCUGGUCUUAUUGAUGAUGAUGAUAUCUACCAGUGGGAGGUUGUUGUGAUUGGCCCACAGGACACACUAUUUGAGGGUGGAUUUUUUAAGGCGAAUCUCAUUUUCCCUCAUGAUUACCCACUUCGGCCUCCCAAGAUGAAGUUUAUUACUGAGAUUUGGCAUCCUAAUGUUGCGAAGAAUGGAGAUGUGUGCAUUUCCAUCCUACAUGAACCAGGAGAGGACAAAUUUGGCUAUGAGAAACCUGAGGAGCGUUGGCUGCCCAUCCACACUGUAGAGACAAUCAUGAUUAGUGUUAUAUCCAUGUUAGCUGACCCCAAUGGUGACUCACCUGCCAAUGUGGAUGCUGCUAAAGAGUGGAGAGAGGAUCCCAAUGGUGAGUUCAAGAGGAAAGUUGCCCGCUGUGUGAGAAAAAGCCAAGAGAUGGCAUUCGACUAGGGGCCUCAUCACUGUUACGUUUAUUAGUACAUAUAAUAUGGUAUCAGUUCCCAUCAGUUUCAUAUCUUGGUCAAACUCAACAGAAAUGUCAGUUGGAUUUAUUUUCCCGUUUCUGUGUUGAUUUGAAAAACUAUUAAAAGCUCAUAUAAAUUGAAUAGAUUCAACUGAUAUUGUCUAUCAAAUGUGUGAUAAUGCUUCAUUGCCUAAAUCAAAUUCUAACAAUCCUCCCUCAGAUACUUCAACCACAAACUUUCAUUUCACUUCUCGACAGCCUGUUGCAGCAGUUAUUUGGGGUUGCACCAGUUAGUGAAAUGAAAGAAAAGCAACCAUAGGAUUAUAAUUUGAUUUUUUUUUCUGAAUGUGUGAAUUUUAGCACGUUUUGUUAUUUCCUAUUUCCCCCAGUCCUCUAGUGUGUCUGGAUUAUUUAUCUUAAUUAUGAUGAAAUGUAUUGCAUGACACUUGUUUUGACUCGCUUUUUUAUCUGCCACUGAGCCAUCAAUUUUGAACAAAGUCUUUUAUGCAAUUCUGGAGUGUUUUGUGCAUUUAUGGUACCAGUAGAGGUUGAUUGUCAGAGUGUGAACAUGUCACGUCAAACAGCCCUAUUCCCUUAAAACAAUACCAUAGGUGUCUCUCAACAAGGGCCAUCUAUUUCUCUUCUGCCUUAAGUUGUUCUCCUGUAAGAAAGGAAAAUUGUAUUCAGUGAUGUCAAGUCAAUCUCAACAUCUGGAAUCCUCUUGGACAAACCAAAAAGUUCGAUAUUUGCAUGAGACACAAUAUUUUUUUGUAUAAAUGGUAAGCUCAAAAGCUGUAUUUUUUGUGUAUGUAAAUAUGUAUUGUACCAUAGCUUUAUCGGUCGAGUCAAUUGUAUGUGAUCUUUCCCCCCACACUUAGUUGUAUGGCUGUAGUCUCUGUUCACUCUGUUUACCAAGGCCUCAUCUUGUAAUUGCUCAUUAAAAUGUAGCAUUUGUCUUACAUA
This is a messenger RNA of Xyrauchen texanus (razorback sucker), 1654 nucleotides long. Its product is annotated as ubiquitin-conjugating enzyme E2 G1-like. Gene Ontology annotation, molecular function: ubiquitin conjugating enzyme activity. Bases 169 to 678 code for a protein of 169 amino acids. The record is from RefSeq and is a predicted model, not a curated record. The transcript is spliced from 5 exons. Lineage: Eukaryota; Metazoa; Chordata; Actinopteri; Cypriniformes; Catostomidae. Gene Ontology annotation, biological process: proteasome-mediated ubiquitin-dependent protein catabolic process; protein polyubiquitination.